This is a messenger RNA of Cyphellophora europaea CBS 101466, 1197 nucleotides long. RefSeq lists its product as uncharacterized. The transcript has a single exon. Gene Ontology annotation, molecular function: hydro-lyase activity. The record is from RefSeq and is a predicted model, not a curated record. Bases 1 to 1197 code for a protein of 398 amino acids. NCBI's taxonomy places the organism in Eukaryota, Fungi, Ascomycota, Eurotiomycetes, Chaetothyriales, Cyphellophoraceae.
AUGGCCGAGCUGCCGGUGAGCAUCCCGCACGCGGGUGUGAUCUCCUGCGUUGAAAUGCAUACAAGCGGCGAACCUACCAGGAUCGUAUACGCCGGACACCCACAACUCACAGGCACCCUCCUCGAGCAGCGAGCUGAAGCGAAGGCUAAGUACGACCACAUUCGCCGGCGACUCAACUGGGAGCCUCGUGGUCACUUCGACAUGUACGGCGCGAUCUUACGACCGGAGACAGAGCUGACGGCUACCGGAAAAGCUCAUAUUGGGGUACUCUUCACGACCAAUGAUGGCUAUAGUACAAUGUGCGGACACGCGACCAUUGCUCUUGGUCGCCUGCUUGUUGACUCUGACGAGCGGAUCUUCGCGCAAAGAUCCAAGCUGGAGUAUGACCCGGAAUCUCAGACAACGCAGGUGAAGCUACAUGCCCCUUGCGGCCUCCUCGAUGUCACAGUCCCCACUUUAAAAGACGGCAGGCGAUCUGACCCUUCGAGGCCUGUAUCAUUUACUUCCGUUCCUUCUUUUGCGACGGGCAUAAGUGUCAACAUCCCAAUCGGUCCUGAAUACCAAUGGCCCGAGUUGAGGGGUCGCCAUAGCGUCACGGCAGACUUCAGCUAUGGCGGCGCCUUCUUUUGCCUUAUCUCACUUGGAGAGCUGGGCUUCUCAGGACGCCUAAACCAGGUGGACCUAGCGAAGACAAACAUUGCGACGAAGAAGCUGAAAGCUGCUAUCGUUGCCAACCCAGAUCUCCAAAGCCUCUUUCAGCACCCUAUUGAGGGGGACCUGAGCUUCCUGUAUGGCGUGAUGAUAGUUGAUCAACAGCUUGGACAACCAUCUUCUGACUCAGAUAGCGCGGAAACCGGGCUUUAUUACUUCUCCGGUCAACAGAUCGACCGAUCGCCGACUGGCAGCGGAGUGGCGGCGAGAGUGGCUUUGGCAUAUGCGAAAGACCCCAACUUUACCACCAAGAGGACAUAUCACUCGUUGGUGUCGCACGCAAUGACAACCAAGAGCAACAAUGGCGGAUUUAUUGGGACCGUUGUCCAGAAGGUGGAGGCGGAUCACCCGUUCCCGGUUGUCCUGGUCGAGGUAAAGGGCUCUGCGUACUACACAGGCUUCUCGCAAUAUGUCGUAGAGGAUAGUGAUCCUCUCGGCGACGACGGCUUCAUCUUCGAGAAACUUUCCGCUCCCCUGACGUCUUAG